AUGAUGGAAACAGAAAACUAAUAAAUUGGUAAUUAGAUUAAACCCAAAACUACAAUCCUUUGUUCAAUUUGUGAUCUUGCUUUCACUCCCAGUGAGCAGAAGACGCUUAUUUGCACAAAUUGUAUCAUCAAUCAGACUGACAUUACGGUUGGUAUAACCAAGGAGGGAAUAGUGAAUUACUGUCGAUUCUGUCAUCGUUACUUGAGACCACCUUGGACCCUGUGCGAGAGGGAAUCAAAAGAACUAUUGAGCAUUUGUUUGAAGAGAUUGAGAGGGUAAAUGAUAUUUGAAUUCCUUUGUGUAGAUUGAAUAAAGUCAAAAUCAUCGAUGCUGCCUUUGUGUACACCGAACCAAGUUCCAAGAGAAUCAAGGUCAAAUUAACAGUAUAGAAGGAGGUGCUCAACAAUACGAAUAUGCAACAAGUAUGGACUCCAUAACUAAUUAGACAUUCAUAUGCGAAUUCGUGGAACACUACUAACAAUGCGAAGAUUGCAAGAAGGAAUUCACUCCUCACACUUGGGGAGCAGCAGUUCAAGUCCGUUAAAGAGUGGAUCAUAAAAAAACAUUCUUUUAUCUGGAACAAUUGCUGUUGAAAUACAAUGCAAAUGACAAAGUGUUGAAAAUAGAACAAGUUGAUGAUGGAUUAGACUUCUUCUACAAAUCGAAAUCGCAUGCCAAUAGAUUGGUGGAAUACUUAUCAACUAUAUUGCCAAUAAGAGUGAAACCAUCUAAAUAAUUGGUAUCACAUGAUGCUAGCAGCAAUCUCUUCAAUUAUAAGUAUGUCUAUGCAGUAGAUUUGCCUAAAGUGUGUAAGGAUGACCUAGUCAUUCUGCCUUAGAAAUUGUGCAAAGAAUUGGGAGGAGUAGGCAGAGUCCAAUUAUGUUAUAAAUUGACAACCAUCAUUCACUUAAUCGAUCCCCUCUCAAUGAAAUGUUCAGAUCUAUCCAUUGAAGCUUUUUCUUUGUAUGAAAAUGAAAUUGAAGUCUAUAACCUAAAGACACAUCAACAUGAAUUCACUGUUGUUGAUGUCGAACGAAUUCACACCAGAAAUUUGAAUGAAAGCUAUAUCUCAAGUUCAUAAAAUGCAUUCCUACCAAAAUUGACCAAGGUUACUAUUAUUAGGGAAUCUAAUAAUUACGUACCUGUGACUGUCAAAAGUCAUUUGGGAGACAUCCUCAAAACUGGACAGGUUGCUAUUGGUUAUGACUUAACUUAAUUGACUAUUGAGUCUUUGGAGGAUAUCUCCAAUUAUCCUGAAUGCAUAUUGGUGAAGAGAUAGAUCAAUAAGGAAGCCAGGAAAUAGAGAAUCUUCAAGUUGAAGAGGCUGGAAGCUCAGAAUGUUAUGGAAGAGGAAGGAGGAGAACGAAAGAGAAACCAAUGUAUUCAAUUAUUCCAUUAUCCUUUUAGAGAAGAAAUAGAAUGAUCAAGAGGAGCAAUUCGAAGAAUUCUUAGAUGAUGUAGAAAAGGAUAAGGAGAUGAGAAAGAACAUCAAUUUGUAUAGAGAUGAAGAAAAGAUUAAAAAGCUGAGUAAAGAGGAUUUGAAGAAGAAAUAAAAGAAAUAAGUUCAGUUGUAGAAGAAGGAUAAUGAUGAUGAAUGGUAAGAUGAUGAUGAGGAGGAUGAUGUGAAAUUGGAAGACUUAAUGAAAGAUUUGAAUUUGGAAGAUAAACCAGAAUUGGCUGAACCUGUGGAUGAAGCAUAAGAUGAAAUCAAUCAAUUUAUUACCAAAUUAGAAAAAGUUACAAUCGAAAAAUGA
Molecule: messenger RNA, 1754 nt
Organism: Paramecium octaurelia
Lineage: Eukaryota; Ciliophora; Oligohymenophorea; Peniculida; Parameciidae
Source: the annotation of a GenBank genome assembly